AUGAAGAAGAUCAACAAGUCUAGAUUCUACUUCGAAUGGAAAGGUCAUCAAAUCCAGGAUUUAGUAGCGUUCCGCGAGAUUGCACUUGAGCAGAGGCCGGACAAGCCAUUCGUCUAUCUUGCGGGCGAUUCUUCUCUGGAUAAUAAAUAUUGGGUUCACAAGUCCUUGGACGAGCUGUCCAUUGAGGUCCCAAAAAUCUACGAGUAUGCUCUUGAUAGCCCAUCUCCAAAGCCAGAUAUUGCGUUCUGGAUGAACCAUCUACUGGGCGACCGAGCAACAUGCAUCAAUACUGCGGUAGAGGCUUCUAUGCUUCGAGACCGCGACAACCAACUUCUACCUCACGAUGAGUUCAUUCGGGACCACAUUGGUCCUCAGGACAUCUUGAUCGUCAGCGUGGGCGCCAAUGACAUCGCUCUCAGCCCGUUGCCUGCGACUGCGCGCCACAUGGCCCAACUUGCUUGGUUGACAUGGCGUUCGUCGCUUGAAGACGGCUCUGCAACUUCCUUACAGUACUUCAAACAGCUCUUCGGCACAAACACGCAAGACUACAUCAGCCGCUUAGUUUCACGCACCAAGCCUCGGGCUAUCGUCGUAUGCAUGAUUUACUUUCCCCUUGAAGCCGGGCUAGGUCAGACCAGUUGGGCAGACGCACAACUAAUGGCUCUCGGGUAUGGUUUGUUUCCUGGGCAGCUGCAGACCGCGAUCAAGGCCAUGUAUGAGACGUCGACAAAGGCAAUCGAGAUUGAUGGGACGCAGGUGCUGCCCUGCGCAUUGUCUGAGGUAUUAGAUGGGAAAGAUCCAGGGGAUUAUACGGCGAGGGUGGAGCCCAAUGACCAGGGUGGACGAAAGAUGGCGGAGAGAUUUGUAGGAUUACUAGAAGGCAUUUUUGGCGAUGGAGCGCCGUUGUAG
Dothidotthia symphoricarpi CBS 119687 is the source of this 909-nucleotide messenger RNA. RefSeq lists its product as uncharacterized. Bases 1 to 909 code for a protein of 302 amino acids. The transcript has a single exon. NCBI's taxonomy places the organism in Eukaryota, Fungi, Ascomycota, Dothideomycetes, Pleosporales, Dothidotthiaceae. The record is from RefSeq and is a predicted model, not a curated record.